Messenger RNA from Ctenopharyngodon idella (grass carp), 2752 nucleotides. It is a transcript of the gene sgca, whose product is annotated as sarcoglycan, alpha. NCBI's taxonomy places the organism in Eukaryota, Metazoa, Chordata, Actinopteri, Cypriniformes, Xenocyprididae. Gene Ontology annotation, molecular function: calcium ion binding. Gene Ontology annotation, cellular component: membrane; sarcoglycan complex. Bases 878 to 2044 code for a protein of 388 amino acids. The record is from RefSeq and is a predicted model, not a curated record. The transcript is spliced from 9 exons.
AACGUUCAUUAUUUACAGAGAACAUAUAAUAUUCGGUGUCUUAAUAUACUUACAUAACUAAAUCGUGUGUUGUUGUCUUGAUUUAAUAGCUUUUGAUAAAUUAAAUCAGCCUAAAAGUGUCUUAUAAUGUUAUCAUGAGUUUGGUGCUCUUACUGAAUUUUAGAAAAGUGUGUGUGUGCAAAAGCUGUCCAUUGAAAUAGUACAGAUCAGUACAAAUUAUAAUUUUCAGUGGUAAAGACAUUUUUCAGCAAAUGCUACUGAGGAUAUGCUAGAAUUUCUGCAUAGGGAUUGACAGAAAUGCAAUGCUGAGAAUAAACAUUAAAUUUCAAGAAUGAAGGUGUUUUGAGAAAAAACUCAAAAGUCAAAAUAAAAUGUUGAGAAUAAACUCUUUCGAGUAAAAAAAAAAAAAAAAACUCAUUCAAUUUCGAGGGAAAAAGGAGAAAUAAAAAAAUCACUCUUUCCCUGAUCAUAUUGUAGCCCCAGAGAAUAGAAUAGAAUAAAAUAAAAAUAAUAAAAUAAAAUAAAAAUCACUCUAUCACUGAUCAUACUGUAGUUCCCGAAAACAAAACAAUAACAUUUGGCUAAUUAAUCAGUUUACUUUCUUCAAGUUUCUUCGCCACAUUUAUCUAAUCUCUUCUGACAUCUGGUGGUAUAUUUGAGAAAUUAAUCAGCCCAUUAGAUUCCUCAAAUUAGGAUAUCUCCUUGUGUAGACCUACUGUACAAAUACUGUAUUUUCAUAUGUUUUCACAUGUAAUUUGCAGUAGCUGUUAUAACAAACACACAGUCAGACCACAACGGGAAGUGACAGUUUGAAGUGAAGGAUAAAAAUAGCCCUCACUGUAUUUAGAAUAGGGUGGGUUUCUGCUCUCUUGACCAAAUGCUUCUGUCAGUCAAGACUUCAAACAAGAUGGCAGACAAAGGGAACUGGGCUUUGGCAAUAACAGUAUGCGUAGCCGGUUUUCUGGCGGUCCGGGCAGACAUUAUCACAGACGCUCCGGUGGGUCAGCUGUUUGUCUAUGAGCUACACCGAGAGGUUUUCCAGAGUGAAUUUGAGCCUUUUCAUAAAGUCUUCCAUGGUCAUGUUUACAAUGAUCCCAUGGUGUUUAAAUGCAACAAGGAGCGAUUUCCAGAUCUGCCCCAGUGGCUCCGCUUUACCCAGAGGGACCCUUAUGAGAACGGAUUCCUGUACGGGACGCCGCUGCCACAGGACAAGGGCAGGAACAUCAUCGAGAUAUUUGUGAUCAACAAACGGAGUUAUGACACAUUUCGAGAGAGGCUGGUGAUAAACGUGGGUCCUGCAGUAAAGCGCAUGCCGUACCAGGCUGAGUUCUUCAUAGAGCGGCGAGAGAUCGAGAAGGUCCUGCCUGCUGCUGUUCAAAAGGAGAUUCAACUGGACAUUCAGCAUCUGUGGGGAACCGAAAGGCUGGAUUUUGUGAACAUAACCUCUGCUCUGGACAGGGGCGGCCGCGUCCCUCUUCCUCUUCCAGGAUAUUUUGAGGGUGUGUAUGUGAAACUAGGUUCAGACCGGCCCUUUUCCAAAUGUAUGCUGAGACUAGAGACGUCGGCGCACCAGAGAGAGUGUGAAGCCGGUGGGAAGAUCACCGGAGACUGCAGCACCUGCACAAACCCCAUCAACUGCAUAACCUGGUGCAAAUCUGUCCUGUUUGAUCUGUCCAAGCCUGUUCCUCCUGCCCCGCUCCCUACCGUGGGUUCAGGUGUCCUCGCGUGGGGUGGAGAGUUCAGUCCUCCAGAGUCUCCGCCCGAGAGAGAUUUCUUCCCCGACUACAUAGUCACCGUCAUCGUUCCCUUCGCCCUGGCUUUGAUCCUCUGUCUCAUCCUGGCCUACAUCAUGUGCUGUAGGAGAGAGGGAGUUCUGAAACGAAAUGCCAAGACUCCUGAUCUCCAGCUGUACCAUCACCACACCAUUCAGGAUAACGCCAACGAGCUGCGGAGAAUGGCGGGCGGAGACAGGCUCACCGUGGAUCCGCCUCGGCAGUGCUUACAGCCGCUCCUCAUGGCGGAGCAGGCGAUGGCGGAGCGCUGAGAAACAUUACAGAGAUGGUGUGCAAUUGUUUUUAACUUUCACUAUUUGUUUCUUGCUUUGUGUGUCUUUGAGGAAUACUUCACCCAAAAAAGAAAAUUUACCCAAUAAUUCAACACUAUCACUGUCAGUUUGCAUUAGUCAAAUCUGAUUAAUCUGUUUAACCCCCUGGUAGUCUUCAGUCAUUUUAGACAGAAAAUUUUCACAUUUUAAUUUUUUUUUUUUUUUUCAAUUUUUUGGUAUGCAAUAUGAAGACACACACGCAAAACAUGAUUACAAAAUGGCAAAUGGUGACACUUGUAAUCUUCACUGUCAAAAAAGGAAAUGAAUAGAAAAUACAAAAAUACAGAGAAUCGUUUAGGGUAAAUAUACAAAUUAAUAUAUAUACUGGUUACACAAUGGUCAUAACAUAUGAUUUUCUUUAUUUAUUCCACCAGAUGGCACCAAUCUGCUUUCCAUGCAUUUGUUAUGAAAUACAUUUGCUAUAUUUAGGUUAUCACUGUAUUAAUACCAGAGGGUUAAAAAGAUCAAGUAUUGGUGCUUAUACCAAUCCUUGAUCAGUUAAUUCCAGACUAUCAACAAUGGAAUGGGAACAUGGUCUCUGUUUGGAGUUUGGAUCACUAUACUAACUCUUAUAUCAACUAUUGUAUGCGGUGUAAAAUGUAAUUUGAUGUGAAAUAUAUUAAUAAAACUUUAAGUCUGUGAAUGUUA